Messenger RNA from Notothenia coriiceps (black rockcod), 6461 nucleotides. RefSeq names its product Rho GTPase activating protein 32b (gene arhgap32b). The coding region runs from base 9 to 5684 and encodes 1891 amino acids. The transcript is spliced from 18 exons. Gene Ontology annotation, cellular component: actin cytoskeleton; Golgi apparatus; nucleoplasm. Gene Ontology annotation, biological process: small GTPase-mediated signal transduction. Lineage: Eukaryota; Metazoa; Chordata; Actinopteri; Perciformes; Nototheniidae. Gene Ontology annotation, molecular function: protein binding; GTPase activator activity. The record is from RefSeq and is a predicted model, not a curated record.
UUUCCCAGAUGUUGUUGGCUUACCUCUCCCGGCUCUCGGCAAUUGCUGACAACAAGAUCAACUGUGGGCCCGCCCUCACAUGGAUGGAGGUUGACAAUAAGGGAAAUCACCUGCUGGUUCAUGAAGAGUCGUCCAUCAACGUGCCGGCUAUUGCUGCUGCGCACGUCAUCAAGCGCUACAUCGCCCAGGCCUCAGACGAGCUGUCCUUCGAGGUUGGGGACAUUGUGUCAGUGAUUGACAUGCCCCCUAAAGAAGACACCACAUGGUGGAGGGGCAAGCACGGCUUUCAGGUUGGCUUCUUUCCCAGCGAGUGUGUGGAGCUCAUAAAUGAUAAAGUGCCGCAGUCCAUGACCAACACUGUGCCAAAACCAGCCUCCCCCUGCUCUGGCCUGCAGCCUGCUUCUUGGAGUCUCUUCCCUCCCUACUUGGAGAUGGAGAGUGUAAUUCAGGACAAUGCAUGGGUGGCCGACCCGCUAAACCACUACAGCCUAAGUUCAGUGUCUAAGAAGCACGGAAAGCUGAUCACCUUCUUACGCACCUUCAUGAAGUCCAGGCCCACCAAGCAGAAACUGAAGCAGAGAGGCAUCCUCCGGGAGAGGGUGUUCGGCUGCGACCUGGGCGAACACCUCCUCAACUCAGGACAUGAUGUGCCCCAGGUCCUCAAGAGCUGCACCGAGUUCCUGGAGAAGCACGGUGUGGUGGAUGGCAUCUACCGCCUUUCUGGAAUUGCCUCAAAUAUCCAGAAAUUACGGCAUGAGUUUGACUCUGAGCAGAUCCCCGACCUGACCAAAGAUGUGUACAUCCAGGACAUCCACUGUGUGGGCUCGCUGUGUAAGCUCUACUUCAGAGAGCUGCCCAACCCCCUGCUCACCUACCAGCUCUACGAGAAAUUCUCUGAUGCUGUAUCAGCAGCAACAGACGAGGAACGACUCAUCAAAAUCCAUGAUGUCAUACAGCAGCUUCCUCCACCGCAUUACAGGACCCUGGAGUUCCUGAUGAGACACCUGUCCCACCUGGCAGCCUACAGCUACAUCACCAACAUGCACAGCAAGAACCUGGCUAUCGUCUGGGCCCCCAACCUUCUGAGGUCAAAGCAGAUUGAAUCUGCGUGCUUCAGCGGCACAGCAGCCUUCAUGGAGGUCCGGAUCCAGUCAGUGGUGGUGGAGUUCAUCCUGAACCACGUGGAUGUUCUAUUCAGCUCCAAACUCAGCUCUCUGAUACGAGAGGGAGCAGGUCACAACUCGUUGUCGCGGCCUAAGUCCCUGCUGGUUUCGUCUCCCUCUACCAAACUCCUGACUCUGGAGGAGGCCCAGGCCAGGACCCAGGCUCAGAUCAACUCUCCGGUCACUGAGGACAGCAAGUACAUCGAGGUGGGCGAGGGUCCGGCUGCUCUGCAGGGGAAGUUCCACACUGUCAUUGAAUUCCCCACUGAGAGGAAGAGGCCUCCUAUUAAAUCAAAGAAGUCUCCUGUAGGUAGUUGGCGCUCUUUCUUCAACCUGGGCAAGUCUUCCUCCAUGUCCAAGCGCAAGCUGCACCGCAACCCCAGUGAGCCCAACGAACUGAAGGCCAUGGCACUGGCCGGAGGCAGAGGAGACUCAGCAACAUUAAGAUCAGCCAAGAGUGAAGAGUCACUGAGUUCCCUGCACAAUGUUGAAGGAGAGUCGAAGGUGUACCGUCCUCGCAGGCCGCGCUCCAGCAGUGACGCUCUGUCAGCCUCCUUUAACGGUGAGCUGCUGGACAGCCGGCAGCACUGCAACUCCUACGACAACCUGGACGCCACAGAUGACAGCGACGGAGACGACGGGCCCAUCUGUGUGCCUGCCCUCAUCUCUCCCCCCCGCUCAGCAGGUGAGGACGUGGACCUCAGCCCUCCAGACAUCGGCAUGGCCUCCUUGGACUUUGACCCCAUGUCUUUCCAGUGCAGUCUCCCCGACACCUCUUACGCCUUCCCUUUAGAUGACUCACCCAAGGGGGCUGAGGGUUCCACGUUAAGGAGGAACCAUGUAAGCGCCUGUGGAAAAACCAAUGGCUCUGACCUCAUCGCUGCCACAUUACUGAGCAGCCUGAUGUCCACAGACUUCAGCCUGGCCGCUGGACACAAGGUGGAAAGCAACAAACUGACCACUUCCUAUUCUUAUACUGACAAACCCACACAGGCCGUGUCACCUAUUAAAUGUGGAAAGACCACUAGUUUAACGCCUUUUCCCACUUAUGAGCUUUUCUCUACUGAGGUGCCUGACAGGAAUACGGCUGUACAACCUUCAUCCCCUUAUUCAGCAGCGGAAGAAUCUCCUCCCCUGAUGGGCAGUGUCCUGCUGAGGGCAGCAGAGCUGUCUCUCAGUGAAGCUUUUCAAAAGGAGCUGCACUCUAAGCUGGAAGCUUUUGACAGUGUGGACAAUGGAGAGCUGAAGGGAGAGGACAGCCUGCCGCGGGCGCCAGCUGCCAGCAGCCACGAGCACCAAGGAGUCGUAGCUCAGGACUCUGCGAAGGACCUCACCCCUCGUUCCUUCAGCUCUGCAGCUCCCUCUACUGCCCCUCCUCCUCCUCCCCCUCCUAAAAACGCUGCCCGCAUGUUGGCCCUGGCCUUGGCAGAGUCUGCCCAGCAGGUCUCCAUUCAGUCUCAGUCCCGACACUCUGAGCCUUCCACACCGGUGUCCCCCCCGCAGCCACAGGAGACCUCUAACCUCCAGGACACGCCGCAUCCACUGGUCACACAUUACCUGACUUCGUCCUCCGAGGGAGUAGGGAGAGGAAGUUCCCUGCCACUAAACAGAACUGCCCCCCGUGUCACCACGGCCUCAUCGUAUGCCCCCACCUCCAGUCCUACAACCACACAGCAGCCUCUAGAGUUAGACAGCAUCACUACCAAGCCUUCAGACAGCACCAAAUCCCUUACAGCUCCACCUGCAACACAGCCUGGAACAGACACAACGCCACCGGACACUCCUUUAUACAAGUGCGCCCCCCUCCCCAGUUCAUCCAGCACUCCUCCAAGCAUGAAAAGUCCAGAAAGGCAGCAGCCUGUCCCAGCACAGGUCCCAGUACAGAAUGCAGUACAGGUCCCAGUACAAAUCCCAGCACAGGUUCCAAUACAGGUACAGAAUACAGUACAGGUCACAGCUCAGAUCCCAGUACAGGUCCCAGUACAGAUACCAGUACAGGUCCCAGUACAGAUCCCAGUACAGGUCCCAGUGCAGAUCCCAGUACAGGUCCCAGUACAGGUCCCAGUGCAGAUCCCAGUACAGGUCCCAGUGCAGGUCCCAGUGCAGGUCCCAGUACAGAUCCCAGUCCGUAGCAACUCACCUACUACCACUCCAGCCCCCUCCCCCAGUGACUGCUACAAAGUUACUGGAGUCUUACCACAUCCUGUUCCUAAGGUCAAACCAGAGGAGACUGCAUCACCCCCAAGCCUUUCAAAACCAUCAGAGCAGCCCCCUCCUAUAGCUCAAAAGCCUAAGAGAAAGGCUAUCUCCAUCCCCCCGCAUCAAACACAACCUCAGCAGCAGAGCCAAGCUCAGAUACAGCCUCAUCUUCCAAUUCAGCCACACAUGCAAUCACAGGUCCAAACCCAACCACAGCCCCCCUCGAAGGCCAGCGCACGAGUGGCCCCCACCUCUGUGGAGCCUAUUGAGAAGCCUUGGGAGGCCAUAAAGCCAGUGCAACCCCGUACAGAGUCUGCUAAGUACAACGACGUGUACGGAGCCACACCUCCAGCCCCUCCAGUCCGCACCAUCGAGAGCAAACUGGCCACAGCAGCACUUAGCCAAAGUGAAGCCUCCUACCAUUGCCUGGGGGAGGGCCCUGUGCCGGGGCAUCUGGAAGAAGGUCUGCCUCACCACCCUCCCUCUCCUCGGAAAUCUUCCACGCAUCAGCCGACCUAUCUGUACCACGCUAAAGGAGAACCUGUCUUAAUUGAGCCCACAGCAGCUGCAUACUACCACCAGAGGCCUCUUCCCAAGGGCCCACAGUCCAAACAACGCCACAUGCGGCCAGACAGCGUCUCCCCGCACCUCUCCUAUGUGUCCAAGUCGGAGCCUCAGAUACCUUACAACGCCCGACUAGACAACAGAUACAGCACUUUAGGCCCCAGGUCCUACCACCACUCCAUGAAGUCCAGAGGAAACCCCCGCAGUGUGUACAUGUCCCCGGGGCCGGGGCAUCAGGGUUACAGCCACGACAGACCCCAAGGCUAUCCCACCAUCCGCAGAGUGCACUCCCUCCACGUUCCCUCCACUAUUCGCACCGUGCCUAUCCACAGGACUGAAGUUCCUCCAGAUGAUGAUAUUUUCUUCUACCAUCGACCCAUGUAUCCGUGCAAAGCCUACCAGCAGCCCCCGCAGCAGCCCUCCCAUCAGCAGCCCUCCCAUCAGCAGCCCUCCCAUCAGCAGCCCCCCCAUCAGCAGCCCUCCCAUCAGCAGCCCUCCCAUCAGCAGCCCCUGCAACAGCCCCCCCAGCAGUCCUCCUCUCAAUCAGACUACCACGUAACCCAGCUGCAGCCUUACUUUGAGAAUGGCCGGGUUCAGUACCGCUACAGUCCGUACUCUGGUUCAAGCCCUUUGGAGGCGCCUUUCUAUGACAUCGAUCCUUACGGCACCAUCAGAGUCCGGCACUUGCCCUCCAAUGGGGGCCGAGAUCCUGGAGCCGCUGCUGGCCGACCGGGUGGAAAGGCGACUGGGUACCACUUCCUCGCUCGCCAUGUUCUCCCACCUGGGAUGGAGCACAGCUUUGUGAGCAGGGACAUGCCCCCCAGUCAUGGGAACAAGGAAGGUGCCACUUACCUGGCCUGGGACCCGGAGGAGUCAGAGAGGCUCCGCAUGCACUCAAUCCGCAGGGAGAGCAGGGCCAGACAGAAGAUCAGAGGCCCUGUCCUCUCUCAGUACGACAAUGUUGGCUUAUUUGCACCGGCAGAUAUAUCAGGCUAUGAAACGCUGCACCUGCGCAGUAAAUCUGACCCCGGCAAAGCUGUGCUGGUUGCAGCUGAGAGCAAAGAUGGCCGCUACCUCCCGAGACACUUGGUGUCUGACCCGGAAGUCCUCAUGUACAUGGAGACUGAUAAACACUUCCAGGGCAGCGCUGUGGGAGAGAAGUCAGAUGGACUCCCCAAGCAAAGCGGUACCAAGAAAUGCCAAUCAUCUCACUCCCUUCCGGCGACUCUGAGCCACAGCCUGUCCUCUCAGGAAGGCGGCCGGCACGAGGCCGGAGACGAGCCGCUAGGUGGAGACAGCGGCAGACCCAAACUCCGGCAGCAGGAGUAUCAAAGCCAGAGGAACAUCCAACCACGUUACGAAUGUCCUGAUUCUGAACACAACCAGAGAAAGGUGAAAACAUCCAGCAGCUACCACGGUACAGAGGAGCAGCCGUCGGCCCCCUGGGAACAACUGAGCCACUCCAACCUGGAGCGGUCACACAGCAUCCGGGAGCAGGGCCACCCUGACCUGGACAGGGACUACUCUUGUCAGAAUCACGGCACUAAACAGGUGCACUCCCACUAUGAUAAUUUGGACGAUUACCACCCGGUACCUCAGCCUCAGGUCCCGGUUCAAACCCGCGGGGGCUCCUUUCCCACCCCAGGGUUCACAGUGAGCCACGGCAACACAGCAUACUCCACAGCACUGGGCCAGGGAGCCUUCAUCCAGGCCGAGCUGGCCCUGCAGAGGCAAGAGAUAGAGAUACUUACAGAAUAAAGCAUUUAAGGGGGGGGACACAGCUAAAGAAAAAUUAUCUUUAGCUGUGUAGAAGAAAGACUAUUGAGCUAUGGUUGCAGCCUCUGCAGGACAGCGGCCUGUCGUAUCACCAAUAUUUUUGCUCCUCUGUAUUUUUAAAGACUUUUUAAAGAGAGUCCUGAAUGUACCGGAAGCUAAUGUACAAGAGGUCCUAUUGUUGUGAUUGAUUGAGACAGUAGCCAGUCAUAAAUGUAUAUGAUAUGAAUGAUGUGAGGUACUUUGAACAGCAACACAAAAAUGUGAAAUAUAUACACAAUAUAUAUAUAUAUCUAUAUAUAUAUGUAUAUAUAUAUUAGGAUAACUAGAAAAAAGAGACUUUUUUUUUUUUUUAGGUGUGGCGCUGGGUAUGAGCACAGAGCGGGGAUUAAGGGUAUGCAUUUCAGAAAUGCAUGCACUCUAUCUCUCUAAAUUCUGUGUACUUCACUAUCCCCUGCAUUCUUUGUGUGUUACAGCAGGAGGGGGACAUGUAGGUUAUCGUCGCCCCCCCCCCCCCCNNNNCCCCCACCUGCUGACAUGCACACAAGUCAUUGAACGAGUCCCUGUUUGUCUCGGAGAAUCAGACGUUAAAAAAUGUGAUGUGAAGGAGCCACAAUGGGUUACUUUGAGUUAAUACAGAGGUUAUCAAUGUCUUAUUUUCUGUGUGACUGUGACAUUUUUUAUGUAACUUUGCUAUAAACAGAUUUCAAUGACUUCUAAGGAAUGUUUUGGUACUUGUUUGUUCUUCAUCGAAUGUGGGAC